Messenger RNA from Haliotis rubra (blacklip abalone), 2454 nucleotides. Its product is annotated as golgin subfamily A member 3-like. The transcript is spliced from 3 exons. Gene Ontology annotation, molecular function: protease binding; death domain binding. The coding region runs from base 270 to 1187 and encodes 305 amino acids. Gene Ontology annotation, biological process: regulation of apoptotic process. NCBI's taxonomy places the organism in Eukaryota, Metazoa, Mollusca, Gastropoda, Lepetellida, Haliotidae. The record is from RefSeq and is a predicted model, not a curated record.
ACUAGGAGUAUUGACACAUUCAGGAAGCAGCAGUACAGCACAAUCUUCAAGUUGGGAGUCGACGUUGGUCGGAGCUGAGCAAGGUGUCAGAUAUUGGUCGAGCCGCUAUCUGGGGUCACACAGCACGGACACGUUGCAUCCUGGAGUCGAACCCGAGCCUUCAACGUGGCCACAAGUCCACAACACUAAGCUGUAGGACUACCUAUAUAGUGACGUUUCUGCCGCAGAUUCACCAACGAUAUUACAAGAACCAGAGGCCUUAUUUUACAAUGGCGAGAGCUGCCACUGAAAAGGGCAACAUGGGAGAAGAUGAAGAGACAAUCAUAAGAUUAAAUACACCUGCAAUAGAGGGAUGUUUAGAGGUUAAAGACAUCAACAGCAUUCUGCUCGCUAAAGGUAUUCUGGACUUCACUGAUCGACAGGAGAUUGAAUCAUCAUCAACACGGAUCGAGAGAGCAAAACGGUUUAUACACAUUAUCAUAAACAGGGGUCCAAACGCAUUUAAGGAAUUCAUAUUUGCUCUAAGAGAAAAGGGUUAUAAAGAUUUAGCUGACAGACUGUCUCAGGAAGAAACUGCUCAUGAACUGACCAGACAGAUCAAGGAUGGCCAAGGCGUGAAAAAACUUCACACUGAGUUGGAAGAGUUAAGAAUACGGUUGGGGCAUAUGGAAGAUAAGGCGGGUAAAACUAAACACGAAGUAGAUUCAAUGAGAGGUGGCAUUCAGUAUAUUGCUACAUCACUCGAAAAGAUUGAGACGUUGUCAAAGGAAAGUGAAACCGCUUUUACAACUAUACAUUUGAUGCAACAACAAUUGCAAAAGAAGGAUGAUGAGCUUACUGCUGCAAGAGAAGAGAUACAGAAAUUGAAGGCCGAUGUUCUGAAACUGGAACAGGACAACGCAGUUUUGAGAGUUGAUUUACAGCAUCAGUCAGAUAAUGUAAACAAACUCAAAGAUCAGAUGGCAACGGUGACCGACAAAAAUGUAUUUUUGGAGAAGGAAAUUAACAAUACCAAGAAACAACUAACAGUUGUCCACGACAACUUCACCGAGACUAUGGAGAAACAGAAGAAAGAGAUGGAAACUAUGAAGAAGGCUGUGCAGGCAAUGCAGGGUCCACUGACAUCAAAGCGCGUAGCUGUGGCAUCUAGACCCAUUGUUCCCAGAAACAGGUUCCAGAGAAAAUGAUGCUACCCUACGUGUCCAUGUGUUAUCAAUGAUGCGAUUACUGUGGUUGAUGAUCAAAACAUGCAGCAUAAUUGUUCAUUCCGAAAGUAUUAUUUGAAGGAUGAACUGCCAGUUUGUGAAUCAAUCAGCUCUGUGUGAUGAGGGCUCGCUUUGAAACUGAAACGGACAAUUUAAUGAAGUGAAAGAAGGUCUCCUCUUGUGAAAGACAGUAGUUUGUAAAGUUUUGUACUGUCGGUUAUCCAACGUAUUUAUAUUCAAGAAUAUAUAUUUUAUAUUUGUAUAUUUAUUCACUGGAAAUGUCAAGUUUCUUGUAAUGAUAUCAGAAAAUAUUACGCCAAUCAUCUUCCAUCGUUUAUAUCCGGUGAUGUUGACAUAGUAUUUAUUCAUGUCACAGACAACUAAAUAACAAAUAUUUGUAAGGUGUCUACUUACUUUUUUCACUCCACAUGACCGUAAUGAAGCCAAUACAACGACUCAUUGAUCACCCAAUCAGUCACUUUUAAGCUUGUUGGAGAAUAAUUUUGUUUACUUGCUUCAAACAUGAGAAUGGGGUGGUGGGGUAGCCUAGCGGUUAAAGCGUUCGCUCGCCUCACCGAAGACCCGGGUUCGAUUCCCAAAAUGGGCACAAUGUGUGAAGCCCAUUUGUGGUGUCCCCCACCGUGAUAUUGCUGGAAUAUUGCAAAAUGCGGCGUAAAACCAAACUCACUCACCCACUCACUCAAACAUGGGAACGUUGCAGAAAAAUAUAUUGGAUUUACUACGGUGUGUUUGUUAUCGAGACAGGGGACUUAUGUUGUUCUUAUUCGCACAUGAAAUUCUUAUGCUUUCAUACUGGUGAAUAAAUGCUGUUUGUAAAGCACUGAAUACGGCGCCAUUAUCUUAGACAUGGUUAGGCUUGGGUGGAAUAACCUGAAUUCAUUCACAAGAAUUAAACUGCAUGCGUAAAGGAUACAAUUUAAAGGCUGUAUAUUCAAUGCUGUCAUCAAAGAAUAGGAACUCUGCUAGUCCAAGCAAUACCUCACAGAAAAGUAUGAUACGUUAUAUAUUUGCUUAUCAGAAACCACACUGGUCUGUUGACACACCAGAUGAUAAGCACACACGUCACCAAGCCAAUAGACACAGGUAAACGUAGAGGUAAAGCUAUAUAAAAAGAGCGGGGGUUAAUUCAGAUAGUGUAAGUCAUAAAGAUAAUCACGUGACAAGCGCCCCGCAUGCUGAGAUACUCCUAAUCUCGUAAAACACUAAACAAAUAGCCAAGACCGGAAGC